AUGUUCUCUUUAUUCUCUAAACAGGCAUCGCGCAAAUACGUCGAUCUCAUAUACGGGGUGUCGUCCAAGUGGGCUAAUUGGGACCCACCGAAGAAGCUCGAGCCAGGCGAUUUCGGGGUCAUCGAUUCGGGCUCGGGGCAGUUUGAGAAGGAGGGCAAUAUCUACGUCGAUCUCGCCGCCGACGAAACCGUUUGCCAGAUUGUAUCGCGGUAUCCGCCCGCUCGACUCCCGUCCCGGGAUCAAUACAUCAUCAGCUCUUCCAAAGUAAGGCAACUCGAAUUAUCGGCUGAUGUGCAUGCCAACGUAGGCGAUGUGGUUGGCGGUGCGUUCAAAGGUCAGUGGAAAUUCGACAAGAGUAGGGGCGCUCUGCUUGUCAUGGAUCGUCCAGAGACGACCGUGAUAGCGGAUCAGCUCUUGACGGCCCUCAUAGGCGUCGAAAAGCUGAGGGGGAGAUACUUGAUAACAGAAGUAUUCUCGUGCCCCGGCUACGUGCUCUAUCUGUCCAACAAAAGCAACGAAACCAUCGGGAUUUCGCUGCAAGCGGACGGUGUCCUUCCAUCCGCCGUGUCCCCCGGCGCACAGUUUGAUUCGGCCUGGAUUUGCGAAGGUGGCACCGGGCUGUUUCAGAAAGCGUAUCGCGAAGAAGCGUGCUUUACGCCGCUAUAUCAGGCCAAAACGAUCAGGAAGCACCGAGCGGCGAGAGUUGAACCUCGUGUGUAUGUCGUCCGUGCGUCCAUUGAUGUCUUGAUGCUGAUCGCGGCGUAG
Molecule: messenger RNA, 765 nt
Organism: Pleurotus ostreatus (oyster mushroom)
Lineage: Eukaryota; Fungi; Basidiomycota; Agaricomycetes; Agaricales; Pleurotaceae
Exons: 4
Coding region: 1-765 (254 amino acids)
Source: RefSeq, a predicted model, not a curated record